This is a messenger RNA of Carassius carassius (crucian carp), 1053 nucleotides long. Its product is annotated as general transcription factor IIH subunit 5-like. Gene Ontology annotation, biological process: nucleotide-excision repair; transcription by RNA polymerase II; nucleotide-excision repair, preincision complex assembly. The transcript is spliced from 2 exons. The record is from RefSeq and is a predicted model, not a curated record. Gene Ontology annotation, cellular component: transcription factor TFIIH core complex; transcription factor TFIIH holo complex. The coding region runs from base 509 to 724 and encodes 71 amino acids. Lineage: Eukaryota; Metazoa; Chordata; Actinopteri; Cypriniformes; Cyprinidae.
UGCACUGAAUUUAUUUAAUACACGAGUGUCACAAUUUGAGCUGAAUUAUUGAAAUAAAUGAACUUUUCCACGACAUUAUAAUGUAUUGUGAUUCACCUGUAUAUUAAAAUCCUAUAGCUUUCUCUUUUCGCAGCAGCAGUGCGCUUCAGGCCAGCAGAGGGCAGUAGAGCGCACAGAUCAAACGUCUGUCAGUAGUAGAGGAAGACUAUUGUUAUUAGACGGUGGACACUUGGAUUAAAACAAAUUGACAGAAACACAAAAAUCAUGUAAGAGUUUAUUUUCAUUUUCUUUCAUUUUUCAUACCGCUGGUUUCUAUCUUUAUAGGAUUCGUAUAUGUGUUUGGAGAUACGUCCCAGUAUGUGAAACGUUUGUAAAGAUUACAAACAUUCACGUUCACGAUAACCUGCUAAAUUUUUGUUAUUAUUUCUAAUGUUCAGAACAAUUUUGCCUUUUGUAGAUACGUAGGCUUUAACUGAAGAACCAGAGCUAUUAACCCAUCCCGUCCAAAAUGGUUAAUGUCUUAAAAGGAGUUCUCAUUGAAUGUGACCCAGCUAUGAAGCAAUUUCUUCUAUAUCUGGACGAGACAUCUGCAUUGGGGAAGAAAUUUGUCAUCCAGGAUUUGGACGACACGCACGUUUUCAUCCUAGCUGAAGUUGUGCAGGUUCUCCAGGAGCGAGUAGGUGAAUUGAUGGACCAGAAUUCAUUCCCCAUCACCCAGAAAUAAAUGUCUGAAUCUGACAGAAGACCCUGCAAUCUGUGGGAGCAGAUGGAUGUGGAGAUUAUUUCAGCACAAUUGCACAAACGGAUGUAACUGAAAUGUAUAGAAGACUGGGUACCAGGAUGAUGCCUGUUAUCAUAGGUUUAGUUUGUGUUGCAUACAUUUUUCAUCUGAGAGAAUUAUAAUUUUCAAGUGCUUUAUGUUGCUUAUGUUUCAAAGACAGCUACUUGAAUAUUUGCUGUGUUUUUGACAGUAUGGUCAAUGAAAUGUGUUUUUGCAUGGAAAAUGGCAGUAGCUGCAGAAAGAAACAAUAAAUUUUUUUAUUUCUUUUCCAA